This is a messenger RNA of Anguilla rostrata (American eel), 5890 nucleotides long. It is a transcript of the gene rprd2a, whose product is annotated as regulation of nuclear pre-mRNA domain containing 2a. Gene Ontology annotation, molecular function: RNA polymerase II complex binding. Lineage: Eukaryota; Metazoa; Chordata; Actinopteri; Anguilliformes; Anguillidae. Gene Ontology annotation, biological process: mRNA 3'-end processing. The record is from RefSeq and is a predicted model, not a curated record.
GACUGCUUGACUUGAGAGUAGCUCUAAAUAAAGUCCUUGACUGAACUUGCUGUGAAUGGGAAUGACACAUUCAACAAUAUAUAUAUAUAUAUAUAUAUAUCUAGGAAGGGAAAACCAUAACAUGUUGCAACACACUAAUGGGAACUGCUGUAAUAGUACACAUUUCCAAAUAAAUAUAAUUAACAAAGUAAAUGUGUUUAUUAAUGGGUGUAAAUAAUCCAGCCAACUGUAUUUUAAAAUGUGUUCUUGCCCAUAUAUUUGUUACAAUAAUACUGAUAUGCUGAUAAUACUGUGGUUUUAAGGUUGUCGUGGUUAGGGUUAGAUGCAAAAGAUGCAAAAGUUUUGGACAGUGAAACAAUUUUUGUUUUGGCUUUGUACUACAGGACACAACGAGGUUAAUGUGCAGAUUUACAGCUUUAAUUUAAAUGUAUUAGCGUCUAUGUGUACGAAUUUCAGACAGUUUUAUACAUCGUCCUCCGUUUUAGGGGAGCAGAACUUCUUGGCUCGUAAUUACUUAUUGGCGUGUUUAUUAAUGUGUACCCAAAACGGUAUGGCAAGUUUCUUCUAAAUACACAAAAGCCUAGUGUUACUCUAAUUUACUGUUAACAUCUGAUUGUGGAACAAUUAAGCAAAACCAUCAUCACCUCAUCAUAGUCCUUCUCACAUUGCGACACUGAACUUUGUAAAUUUGAUAGAAGUUGAAACUUAAAGCAUUGCCAAUAUGUUUUGAUGCUGGUCAUUUCACGGGUUAAAAUGUUAUUAGGGCUCAAAUUGGUUUAACAUUUUACCUAAGCACAGUAAUCUGAAAACCCGUUUUUCUAAAGGCGAAAAUACAUUUAAACUCUUGAGGUUUAUUGUAAGAUAAUACAAAAAUCAAGUUAAGUUUUUUUAGAAAAAACUGGUUGUUAAGUUAAGAAAAACUGGUUGAACUACAUUGACUAAUAAAGCUUCUAUCUUUUUCUUUAUCUCCGUGGAACCUGACUACCGCCACGUUGAAAUGGGGAAAAAACCAUUUGCAUUCAUGUAUAAUCCGUAGUGUAUGUAUCUCUUGCUAAAUAUGGCCUAUUUUUAAAACGCCAAUCAUUAACUACCCAAAAAUAAAAAGGGGGAGUGCACGUUUAGCGCAGAAUUGCGGCCUAGCACGUUCUGUUUCCGAGUGGUCUUCAGGGUGCUGGGUCGUCGGCGCGUAGAUAGGACGAGUGGCGCAGAAAGAGGCCUGGAAAAUGGCGGCUGGGACUGGAGCGGCAAGCGGCCGCACUGGCCGUGGCUCUUCUGCCGCUUUACAGUCGUCUUUAGACCGUCGUUUUCAGGGAGUUUCGAACACCAUGGAGUCGAUACAAGGACUAUCAAACUGGUGCAUCGAGAACAAGAAAUAUCACAACUUUAUAGUGCGAUACUGGAUGAAGUGGCUGAAGAAAUCUGGGGCCUCUCAAAUGCUCAACCUGUUCUACGUCGCCAACGACGUCAUUCAGAACUGCAAGAGGAAGAACGCCAUGAUCUACCGUUCUUCCUUCUCCGAGGUGCUGCCGGAGGCCGCCCUACUGGUCAAGGACCCCAAAGUACGCAAGUCCGUGGAGCGCAUUCUGACCAUCUGGGAGGAGAGGAGCGUCUACCCCGAGGAGCUGAUCGCAGGGCUCCGAGCCAGCCUCGCCAGGAAGGCGCCCCCUAGUGGCCGUUCCUCCGCGCCGCCCAACCCCAAAGCUGCCCUCAAGUCCAAGAUCCUGGCCGAGUUUGCUCCCCCGGCCUUCAUAGAGAAGCUGUCGCAGCACAGGCGGUCUCUGGAGGAGGCGGAGCUUAAGGAGAAGCAGCUGGCGGCUCUGAGAGUGGACGUCUGCAGCACGGAAGCGCUCAAGAGACUCAAGGACAAGGCAGGGGGUAAGAAGUUCUCGAAAGACUUUGAGGAGGGCAGCACAAAGCUUCAGGACUUUGUGGGCUUCCUGGAGCAGCAGCUCAAAGGAGGGCCCCCCCUGCUGGAGGCUCUGGGCAACGCGGACGUGUUCUACGAGAUGCAGUACAAGGAGGUCAAGAUCAUCGCCAACGCCUACAAGACGUUCGCCAACCGCGUGACGCACCUGAAGCGCAAGCUGGACGCCCUGAAGAGCACGCUCCCCGGGCUGGACGACUCGCCCGUCCCCUCGCCGUCCGAGGACGCGCCCUCGCCCACGGGCUCCGAGUCGCCCUUCCGCGACAUGGAGGCCGCGCCCGGCGCCGACGACCUGGACGGCCUGGCCAUGGACGACGGCGACGAGGCGGGCCUCGCCCCGGGAGACGUGCCCAGCCCGCUGUCCUCCCCCGGGGGGGCGUCCCCGCCCCCGGCCGCCGCCGCCGCCCGGCCCGGGGAGAAGGACAACCGGGACGUGGAGGACAUGGAGCUCUCCGAGGAGGAGGAGCCGGGGAGCGCCGGCAUCAUAGUGGAGGAACAGGUUGGGAAGCCAGCCCCCGCCCCCGAGCCCAAACCUGCCACCGUUCCUGCCAAACCCCUGCUGGCCCAAGAGGGAACCCCUGUCAAGGAGGCUCCGCCCCCCGCGACCCCCGUAACCCCAGCGACGCCCGCGACGCCCGCGCCGACUCUCCCGGUCAACCUGGCCAACGUGGACCUGGGCAAGAUCAGCUCCAUCCUCAGCAGCCUGACCUCGGCGAUGAAGAGCACGGGUCUGAGCCCCGUCUCCCGGACCUCCCCGGGGACCCCCGGCACGCCGUCGGCUCCCGGCCCGGCCCAGAAGCCCCCCCCCGCCGCCGCCGCCCCGACCCCCAACCCGCUGGCCAGCAUCCUGUCCCGGGUGGAGAUCAGCCCAGAGAGCCUCCUCAGCGCCCUCUCCAAAACGCAGGGCGCCGGCCGGCAGGGCAUAUCCCUUCUGCAGAGCGUGGCUGGAGGCUCCUCUGGCACCAGCGUCGCCCAGCAACCCGCCCCCGCAGCGCCACCUCGUGGCCACGCCUCCGGCCCCCCCGAGGCCGCGCCCACGCCGUUGCCGACCCCCGAGGAGAGGGGCCCCGCCCCGCCUUCGGCGCCGAACCCCAAAACCCCGCAGGGGGCGGGCCAGGAGCCGGAGCCGGAGAGCAGAGGGGGGGAGGAGCGGGAGGCCACACCCCCCGUCGCCUCCUUCCCCUCCAGCCUGGAGUCCAAGAUCCACAAGUUCCUCCAGGGGAACCCGGGGUUCCGGGCCUUCAACCUGGGCCUGGGGCCCGGGGACGGGCAGGGGGGGGGCAGCAGCGGCAGCAGCCCCUUCCUGGCCACCGAAAACCUGGACGGCACCCCCGUGAGGGACGAGGCCCCGGGCACGCCCACGCAGGACGAGAUGAUGGACGAGCCCGGCCCCCCGAGCGCGGCGGCAGCCCCCGCGCACAACGGCGGCGUCGGGGCCGGCCCCCACGCAGGGAACCCGCCGCCCCCCUCCGCCGGCCUCGCGCCGGGCGAGUUCGGGAGGAGGGGGGACGGGCGCGGCCUGUCCCCCACCGCGUACCGCGCCGAGCCGUGGGGGGCCCCCGGCUCGCCCCGGGACCGCUACGGCGAGGGGCUCCCCAACAGCCAGGGGUUCCGCCACCCCGACCCGACGCCCGGACCCGGACGCCCGCCCCCCGGGGCGGAGCGCUUCUACGACCGGAGAGGCGCCACGGCAGGUGAGCACUACCCCCUCCGCCCCCCCCCGGACGGGAGCGGAGGAGGGGGGGAGGGGGGGGGCUUUGGCGAGGCCGACGCCCAGGCGCCGCACUACCAGCGCAUCCAGACGCUGGUGUCCCCGCCCGCCUGCGGGGGGGGGGGAGGGGGGCCCGCGGAGAUCCUGGGGUACGGCGGCCGCGGGCCGUCCGGCGAGAGGAUCCAGACGGUGGAGAGCAUCCGCGUGAUCGGGCGCGGGGCGCGGCAGCAGCACCCCAGGGGCGAGGAGUCCGGGGGCAGGCCGCCCGGCCCGGGCUGGUACGGAGAGGCGUACGCGGACGGGGCCCAUCCCCGGAACCCCGGCCCCGCCCCUCACAGGCGGCCCGACGACCCCCACAGGACGUUCCCGUUCGAGGAGAGGGGCCGCCUGCCCUACCCCGGGCGAGACCCCCACCCUCCCCAGCGCCCCCGCAUCCCCCCGUCCGACUUCUUCAGCUCGCCGCCCCCGCCCAUCCCCCCGCCGCCCCCUCCCCCCAUCCCGCAGCUGCCCCCGCCGCCCAAAGACUUCCUGGCCCCGCCCUCCUCGGUCAUGGUAGGGGGCGUGCUGGUGCCUGUCGAGCGACCCCUGUCCCAGCCUCCUCCCAGAGGGGGGGAGGGGGAGGCGAACCCCACGACCCCCCCGGCUCUCUUCAAAGAUCUGCCCCACCACGGCGGAGUCAAAGACCAUUUCCCCUCCCGCCAGGCCCCCUCCCUCCACCGGCCUCCGUCCUCCAUGCUGGGGAGGGUCCGCGACGGCCCCAGCCCCCCGCCCUCCUCGCUGGCCCUGCCCUCUCCCCCGCUCGACCGCGCCCACCACCAGCUGAACCAGCGGCCCCCGGGCAGCCCGCCUCCCACCGGCGGCCUCCCUCCCCAAUCCUGCGCCAGCCCCACCCCAAUCACGGACCCCAGCUCCGCCCCCCCCCCACCAGCAGCCGCGCCCUCACCCGCCUCCCCUCGCGCAGAGGCCGCCCCUCCGCGGCCACCUCCCCCGCCCCCCGCCCCAGGCCCACUUCGACCAGGAGCCGCCGUACCGCGGAGGCAAGCGACCGGGGCCUCAUUUCGGCGGGCCACCAAGAGGGGGGUUCGGCGGAAGUCCCUUCUACCCACCAAAAAGGCCUUUCUUGCCCCCACGCUACUGACGCAUCGGUCAUGACACACAUAUAGGUGUUUAAAAAGGGGCGGAGCAAAUAAGUGACAUCAUCCCCCCUGUCUCGCAUAUUACAAAUACUACACGUAUUGGCUGAGUCCAUCUACACACAUGCUCCAUCUGGCUGCUACACACAGCAAAUGGUACGGUGUAUUGCACUAGUCCAGCACACCAAAAACUACAGUUCCCAGCAUCCCUUUCACCAACCUGUCCUAUUGUGUAAGAUGAAGGAGGGGUGAUAUUGAUCGGCCAAAUCCGACCGCACUCUGGCAAGAGGUUCCAUACCUCCCUGCUGAAGUCGAGGGACAGAAACAAUAGGACUAGGGUGAAGAAAAUUAGGUCCGACACAAGAUAGGGAAAGAAAACGACAAGGUGGUCAUUUAAUUUGGUUUAAUUUGGUUCCUUUUUCACCCACAUCCUUCUGGCCUUCUCAGAAUCGGAAGUCUAUAUUUGAGUCAUUCAGGUAGAGGAAUGAAUAUGAGAGGCAGUGUGCUGUGAGGGGAAUAAACCUCACUGAACGAGAAUCUUUCCCUCCAUCCUCCUGAAAUCCUUGUACCUGUCUGUGUGUUAUGCGCUCUGCAGUUGAGUGAUGGGUGACGGUUCUUUUUUUUAAGCUGACCAGAUGUCACCAUGCCCAUCAGCUUUCCAGCUGCGAUCAGUUUUGUCUAAUUUACCAAUUUAAAGCCACAAGUUACCCCUUGGCCAUCGUCCAGGCUGAUAUUAUAAUAUCUCUUUCUGUGUAUACAUAUGAACACUUAUUUAUGUAUGUAUGGACUGAAAGAGUACAUUUGUUACCUUCUCGUCAACAGUUUGUUUUCUUGUAAGGGGGAAAAAAUAUGAAAGUACAAUUACUGUUUUUGCUAUGUUGAAUCAGUUUGAACGCAACAACAGGAAGGAAGCAACAAACUUGUUCAUAAACUGUACGUCAAACAAGUAUCCUCUUUGUAAUAAAGCAGUGGUUCAGCAAUCGAGGGUUAAAGCAAAGACACCCUUCGAAUGGAAUAGCGUAGCGUAGGACUAUUUGAGUUUGAAAUACAAGUGCAGCAAGUUCAAGGGUGAAUCGACUUUUACAUGUACUGAAUUUAAUAAAAAUACAAGUUUGAAAACAA